This is a messenger RNA of Alternaria atra, 798 nucleotides long. RefSeq lists its product as uncharacterized. Gene Ontology annotation, biological process: mitochondrial respiratory chain complex IV assembly. Bases 1 to 798 code for a protein of 265 amino acids. Lineage: Eukaryota; Fungi; Ascomycota; Dothideomycetes; Pleosporales; Pleosporaceae. The transcript is spliced from 4 exons. Gene Ontology annotation, cellular component: mitochondrial inner membrane. The record is from RefSeq and is a predicted model, not a curated record.
AUGAAGGUUCUUACCAAGGAAGAGGAGGCGGCGCAUUACAAUGCCACAGUUAAGGGCGGAUCAAUCGGUGGUCUCAUCGGUACGGCGGUAGGCGCUGCAGGUGUCAUGGCCGCGAGCAGAAGAUACCACUCCUUCAGAGCGCUCACUGUCCCGUUCCGAGCUUUCUUGGUCGCCUCGACAGGAACAUUCGUUGCCGUCAUCGCCGCCGACCGAGCCUCCGCAGCAUACGAUAUCGAACACACCCCCGAGAAGAAGCGCCAAGUCGAGCGUGAAAAGGAGCGUGAAGCCCUUUAUGAACAAAACAGAACCGCCUUUGAGCGCGCGAAAGACUGGGCAACCGAAAACCGAUACCCCCUCCUCUUUGGUUUCUGGAUCGCCUCCAUGGCUGGUUCAUGGCACAUGGUCAACCGCAACCCAUACCUGAGCGGAUCGCAAAAGCUGGUACAGGCGCGUAUGUACGCACAGGGUGGUACACUGGCGGCGCUACUAGGCAGCUUUGCGAUUGAGGGUGCGGAUGCGGCAAAGGGCAAGGGAAGGUGGGAGACGAUCAAGGUUAUCGACCCGAACGAUCCUGAACAUAAGCACGUUAUCGAGAAGAAGAUUCACCAUGAGAGAUACGCUGGUGAGGACCAGUGGAGAGAAAUGGUAGAGGCUGAGGAGCAACGCGAGAAGGAGCGCAAGGCCGCUGCUGCAGGCAAAGAGCACCAGGCCAAGCAGCAUAAGCAUGCUGCUGACAAGAAGGAGGAGAAGGCCGAGAAGGAGGAAGACCAGAAGAAGAACAACAAGGCUCAAGCAUGA